GCUACUUAACCUAACUUUCUGAUUUUUCUAUUGCCAUAUUAAACUAACCUCUAAGAAAUAAAGAAAAUGUUUUAAACAUUUUUUAAUUUUAGUUUAUUUAUAAAGGAACCGAUAAAAUGUUUAAGCCGUCAACUUUAACUAAAACUAUAGUACAAACUCUUCAAGUCUACACUCCACAAAUCACCACUGUUCGCUUCAGGUAUCACUCGGAAAAAAUUGCAAAAGGACCCCUUGUGCGGAGAUACGGAUAUAAAGAUGGUCUAGAUAGAAAAGGGCUAUUGCCCAGGCCAAAAGAUGCCGAGAGACUACCAAUGCCGAUUUAUAAACCUAAGGACGCAUGGAAUGAAAAGAGGGCUCUUUUCGGACAGAAUGACUACAUAGACAUUUUAGGUAAUGAAAGAAUGCAUCCGUCAAGGAUCUUGUAUAACAUACCGCCAUGGCUUAGGGGAGUUGGUGGUAAUGAGAUGCAAGUGAUGCUUAGGAAAAGAAAGAUGCUGGGCCAAACUGUAUAUCCAUUAGCGAGACCAACAAAAUGGCACCAGCUCGAAAAGAGGAUCACUUAUUUGUAUAAGUUCUUAAAUAUGAAGACGAAAACUGGAUUUUCUAAACAGUAAUUAGUGUGUUUGUAAUGGUUAAUUAGAUAUUAAAUAAAAAGUGAAUUUAUAAGAUA
Messenger RNA from Anthonomus grandis grandis, 670 nucleotides. It is a transcript of the gene mRpL51, whose product is annotated as 39S ribosomal protein L51, mitochondrial. Gene Ontology annotation, molecular function: structural constituent of ribosome. Bases 117 to 614 code for a protein of 165 amino acids. The record is from RefSeq and is a predicted model, not a curated record. Gene Ontology annotation, biological process: translation. Lineage: Eukaryota; Metazoa; Arthropoda; Insecta; Coleoptera; Curculionidae. The transcript is spliced from 2 exons. Gene Ontology annotation, cellular component: mitochondrial large ribosomal subunit.